AUGUCGAAGUUGAACGACGACCACAAGGUCGAGGUCAAUCAUGAAAGGGCUGAAGAACCUAAAUCUUCACAUGGUCAUGAAAACAUCAAUGAUGAUUGCGAUACUGAGAGUCAAGUAAGUGAGACUCAAGCCGGCGUGAAAAAGUUGGAGGCCAUCAGCAAGACAUGGACCUCAACAGGAUUGAUUAUCGCCUACGUCACAUUGCUGUUGAUUGCCAAUGCCACAUCUCUCGAGGUGCAGGUUACGAGUGUGAUGGGUAGUUACGCGACGAGUUCGUUCGGCGAACAUUCUCUUAUUGCGACUAUUUACGUGGUUCAAAGUGUUGUCAACUCCGUAAUCAAGCCUCCCAUGGGUAAAAUUGCCGAUGUCUUUGGUCGUCUGGAAUCGUUCUGCACAUCAAUUCUCCUGUACACAAUCGGCUACAUAAUGCAAGCCUCCAGUCAAAAUGUGCAAACCUUUGCGGGAGCUCAGAUCUUCUACUCAGCCGGAAAUCAAGGACUACAGAUACUUCAGCAAAUCUUUGUUGCCGACACAACGGAUCUGCUCAAUCGUGCGCUCUUCUCGACCUUGUUUGACGUUCCAUUCCUCUGGACUGUGUGGGCAGGCCCGGAGGCGGCUCAACGCAUUCUAGAGACUACCACCUGGCGCUGGGGCUAUGGGAUGUGGGCAAUCAUUCUGCCGGUCGUGUUCACUCCACUUGCAGUGAUCCUCUUCCUAAACCAAAGGCGGGCGAAGAGGCAAGGACUGGCAGUACCAAGCCCCUUGCAUGGAAAAUCUGCCUUAGAAAUAAUAAAGAACUUCUGGUACGACAUGGACCUAUUCGGCCUCCUCCUUUUCGCAACUGCCAUCUCGCUGAUUCUCCUUCCAUUGACUCUUGCUCCUCGGGCAAGUCGGGGAUGGGAAACGCCUAGUAUGAUUGCAAUGCUCGUCAUCGGCGGCGUGUUCCUCUUGCUGUUUCCAUUCUGGGAAAAUUCCAAGAGGCUCACGCCCAGACCAUUCUUCCCGCCAGCUUUAUUUAAGAGCAAGACGGUCAUCGCAGGCAAUCUGAUUGCCUUUUUCUAUUUUAUGGCCUUCUACUUGUCAGUCUUCCCAUACUUUUACUCGUACCUUGUCAUAGUGCAGCACAAAUCAACUGCAGCGGCCGGACACAUUACACAGGUCUUUUCGUUCACGUCCACGGUGUCGUCAAUAGCGGUGUCUUUCAUGAUCAAGUAUACCGCUCAUUACAAGUACUUUAUUACCGCUGGAGCUUGUAUAUACCUGAUGGGCAUGGGCAUCAUGUUUCACUACCGCAACGAAGGUGCAUCUACCGGGACUCUCAUUGGCACGCAGCUGGUCAUUGGAAUCGGCGGCGGCAUGCUCAACGUACCAACUCAGCUCGGCGUCCAGGCCUCCGCAUCUCAUCAGCAAGUGGCCUUGGCAACGGCAGUCUGGCUCACCAUUCUUGAGGUUGGCGGUGCAGUAGGCAACGCCGUGUCAGGCGCGAUCUGGAGUAGCAACGUCUUACCAAAACUCCGCCAAUACUUACCAGAAGCUUCAGUUGGAAGUGCUGAGCUCAUUUACGGAAGCAUCAACUACUCGGGUAACUACACGCUGUACCCGGUCGGAUCACCAGAACGCGUAGCAAUCAACCGAUCAUAUCAGGAAACUAUGAAGCUGUUGCUCACAGCGGCUGUGAUUGUGGCCGCGCCUAUAAUUCCACUUAGUCUGCUCAUGAAGAACUACAAGCUCGACCAGAUGGAUCAGAAGGUCGAAGGAAAGGUCAUUGGUGAUACCAAGAAAGGUGACGAGAGGCGCCGAAGUAUUUGGGGCCGCUAGGGUAAGCGUACGUCUAGCUAUUUGCCGUACAAAACGGCUGUAGCUGAAGACGUUUGUAUGUGGAUGAUCAGGCGCUGUAGCUGUAGAUAGAAUUGUG
Messenger RNA from Verruconis gallopava, 1915 nucleotides. RefSeq lists its product as uncharacterized. The record is from RefSeq and is a predicted model, not a curated record. Gene Ontology annotation, biological process: siderophore transmembrane transport. Bases 1 to 1818 code for a protein of 605 amino acids. NCBI's taxonomy places the organism in Eukaryota, Fungi, Ascomycota, Dothideomycetes, Venturiales, Sympoventuriaceae. The transcript is spliced from 4 exons. Gene Ontology annotation, molecular function: siderophore-iron transmembrane transporter activity.